Messenger RNA from Zophobas morio, 501 nucleotides. RefSeq lists its product as uncharacterized. Lineage: Eukaryota; Metazoa; Arthropoda; Insecta; Coleoptera; Tenebrionidae. Bases 46 to 501 code for a protein of 151 amino acids. The transcript is spliced from 4 exons. The record is from RefSeq and is a predicted model, not a curated record.
GUUAAAUACGAUCGUUGAGCAUUCUCUUAGUCUUGAAACGAAAGGAUGGAAGUAACAAAUUAUAUCAGAAUAUGUCGUUUCUUCACGGUGGACAUUUUUGAAUGUAGACCCAUGAAAUAUUGCCUCUUGGCAAUAUCUUUGAUUCUAACACCUUUGAUUCUCCUCCAAGGAUAUUUCUUUUUAAAAAAAUUCGAACUGAAGUAUUUCGUUCAGUACGAGCCGCUUUACAUUCUGUUAUUAUAUAUGGUGGUAUCCAUUUACUGCCAAGCUUACACCACAAACAUUAUCAAAAGUUGCAUUCACCAAAUCCAAGUGUGGAAAAUCGAAGAAGCCACAAAAGAGAUUAAAGGAAAAGUGACGCAAACUUGGAUUUAUAUAACGGCGUACAUGUGCAUGACCACGGCACUAGGACUCCUGGGUGCGAUAUCCUUCAUCAACUGUAUUUUCCGCAAAGGGAAAAUUUUGUCGUGUGGUGUUUCAAACCUACGGUGUUUGUGUUGA